Molecule: messenger RNA, 432 nt
Organism: Dendrobium catenatum
Lineage: Eukaryota; Viridiplantae; Streptophyta; Magnoliopsida; Asparagales; Orchidaceae
Product: cytochrome P450 94B3-like
Exons: 1
Molecular function (GO): heme binding; monooxygenase activity; iron ion binding
Source: RefSeq, a predicted model, not a curated record
AUCCUCCGCCCAGAGAUAUCCACUCACUUCCUACCAAACCUUGUAGCCGAUGGAAGAACAGUCGUAGACCUACAAAACCUCCUCCGUGGGCUAUCCUUCCGGGUCAUAUGCCGAGUGUUUCUAGGCCCAUCCACUGCUCAUUUACAGUUGGCGGAGGCAUUGGAUGUCGCAUCUGAAAUAAGCGCGGGGAGGGGGUCGGCACCAUUAGCUUUCUUGUGGAAGGCCAAACGAGCCCUUGGAUUUGGUUCAGAGAGGCGCCUCCACGAGGCCGUCGAUCUCAUUCAUCGUUUAGUGAUGGACAUUAUCCUGAAAACCAGAGAAAUGAAUAAUCCGCCGAAUAGUUUUCUCUCACGUCUUCUUGAAAAGGGAAUUCAUGGAGAUCAAGAUGAGGAGAUAAGAGAUAUGGUUAUAAGCUUUCUCAUGGCGGGGAGG